Messenger RNA from Somion occarium, 2141 nucleotides. The record is from the annotation of a GenBank genome assembly. Lineage: Eukaryota; Fungi; Basidiomycota; Agaricomycetes; Polyporales; Cerrenaceae.
AAUGUUUGUAAGUUCAGUCAUCUGCAGUCAUGUCGACGUUGACUUUUAACUCGCCAUUUAGCCUCAAAAUAACUCAGCUCGGUGCUUCAGGCUACUGGCUCUCAACCUUAAGGCAGGUGAAGAAUUUCCCAAGUCUCUCGACAUAUUCUGUAGCUCAACCAAAGCUCAACAUUCAGUUGAAGGACGGAGAUUGAGAAUUACACAUUGCACCUAGGCUUAUAGUGCGUUCACGCUUGAGUGUACUGGUAUCUAGGUUACUCAAGUGACUUUAUUUCCUACAACGCUAUCUCACCUUAGCUCGCGUGACGUACGAAGGCAAUGGCACCUAUCAAACUAGCCAUCAUCGGUGCAGGACCUUCGUCAUUCUAUGUUGCCUCCCGUCUAUUGGCUUCACUACCUCCUUCAAGUCCAUAUCACUCAGCCUUGCGAAUACACAUGUAUGACCGACUUUGGGCCCCGCAUGGGCUAGUACGAUAUGGCGUUGCGCCAGAUCACCCUGAGGUGAAAAAUUGUGUACACAAGUUCGACGCUGCAGCAACUGAUCCGCGGUUACGUUUCUUUGGAAACGUGAAUGUUGUCGCUUCACCGCCGGUUGUGCCUCUUCCACAAUCUACCGAGCUACCGCUGAGUACACUUUUCUCAAACUACACACAUUUGCUCCUAUCUUCGGGAUGUAGUCUUCCAUUGCUCCAUCCUGCCCUCCCACCUUCCGACCACUGUGUGCCUGCGCUUUCACUAGUGCAUUGGUACACACGACAUCCAUCUGUCGCACACAAGCCUCCUCCACCACUCGAAAAACUAGAACACAUAAGUAUCAUCGGCCAAGGAAAUGUCUCUUUAGAUGUCGCUCGAAUGUUGCUUACCCCGCCAUCCACAUUGGAAAAGUACGAUAUCCCUGAGCCAGUGCUAGACGUUCUUAGACGUUCUGCUGUGAAGCAUGUAUCGAUUAUUGGUCGACGCGGACCUCUCGAAGCAGCGUUCACUACCAAGGAACUGAGAGAGAUGAUGAACCUGGAAGACGCUUCUAUGGAACCCAUCGACCCUAGCCUUCUUGUUGUCCCAGAAGGUGCCAAAUUGACUAGACAGCAGAGUCGCACAAUGCAACUCCUUCAGAAAGGAUCCCGCAAUAAACCAGGAACGACUCCCAAAUCCUGGUCACUGGAUUUCUUCCGUUCACCCACCGGCCUGGCACCUCCCAACUCUGCCUCUAGUUCAUUGACACGCCCAUAUACCUUGUCACUGGCUCAUAACACGCUUUCUGCUGAUAAGAAGGCAAUUCCUACAGGCGAAACGUCAACUUUGCGGACAUCCAUGGUUGUUACGUCUCUUGGACACCAGGCCGAGCCGUCGAUACCUUGGUAUGAUCCAGAUUUGCGACAUGUCCGGACCGUGGGCGGUCGCGUUGUGGAUGAGACUGGACGGACUGUGAAGGGCGUGUACGCAAGCGGCUGGGCGGCCAUGGGCGCGAGAGGUGUACUUGCGAGCACUAUGAUUGAUGCGUAUGCUGUCGCAGAUACUAUACUUGCUGAUUCGUUCCCAGAUCAGAUUCGGAGAGAAAAUGAUGCUUUGGCCUCUGCAGCAGGGGACGGGUCGCUGGGCGAGCUUUCGGAGGUUCUGGCCAAUAAAGUUGACCUGGAAGGUAUCCCGGAGGAAGUGAACAAGGCUAUGGCGUCUGGUGAUGUAACUGAUUAUCGUGACUGGAAGAUGAUUGACGAGGAGGAGAUUAGGAGAGGUGAGAAACUGGGGAAAGAGCGGGAACGAAUGGACUGGGAGGAAGCUAGGGCGUUCUUGGAGCAUGCUCGAAUGUCAUGACCAUAUUCUACUCUGUUCGCCUAUUACAGCCACAUUCAGAACGAUAGGCCCCAGCAAAAAAAUCAGGCUCAGGAUCGGCUAACGCAACGGUGAUGAUGAGGGCUAGCGAACCUAUGCCGGGGGAGGAAUGCAGUGCUGGUCAGUCAUGCCGCCCUCUUCCGCCUCUGGGCUCUUCAUUAGCGAGACAACACCGACGGUACCGACCCUUACCGACCCGAAUGUAAUUUCUGAGGAGGGGCCUAUCGUUUUGAAUGUGGCUGUAAUGCUCAUAGCGCCCAACUCAGAUUCAAAUUUCAUUCAAAGUGCGAGAUCCAAGUUCAGUUGAUAAA